Bipolaris oryzae ATCC 44560 is the source of this 1329-nucleotide messenger RNA. RefSeq lists its product as uncharacterized. NCBI's taxonomy places the organism in Eukaryota, Fungi, Ascomycota, Dothideomycetes, Pleosporales, Pleosporaceae. Gene Ontology annotation, molecular function: oxidoreductase activity, acting on NAD(P)H. The transcript has 2 exons. The coding region runs from base 1 to 1329 and encodes 442 amino acids. The record is from RefSeq and is a predicted model, not a curated record.
AUGGAAUCAACAAAGAAGCGCACACGAAGCUCCGCAGCGCAAUCGCCUUCGAGAUCCUCACCUGGGAAGAGAGCGAGAACACAGAACCAAUUUCAACAGAGAACAUUAGUAUCACUACCACCUUCAGAACAGCAUGCACUGCUGUUACAUGCAGCCCGCCAGCCAUAUGACCUCACAACCAGUCACGCUACCCCAGCCAUCAAACUUGGGAAUGAACUCCUGAUCAAGGUUGAAGCGAUUGGGCUGAAUCCGAUUGACUGGAAAGCACCUGAUUUUGGUUUCGGAAUUCCGACACUGCCAUAUAUAGCAGGUCGAGAAUUCGCUGGGACUGUUAUCAAAGUAGGAGACGAAACAUCGUCGCGUUUAAAGCCUGGCGAUGUUGUAACUGUACCGUCCACUGAUUAUCGCGAUCUCCGCAAAGCUGCAUAUCAACAAUACAGCAUCGCUUCGUCAUUCAACACAAUCAGGAUCCCAAAAGAUAUUUCUAUCAACUCUGGUAGCAUCCUCGGUGUUGCUUUCGUAUCAGCCAUCCUCGCCUUAGGAAUAUGCAUGGGCGUCAACUUCAGCAGUAUCGAAAAUGGUCCUGAUCUCCUCAAGAUGGUACGAGACCUAAACCCUGAAGUACUUCCUGCAGACAUACGUCAAGAAUGCCUCUCCAGCAUCUCGCACACUGAACGUGCCAAUCCCGGGGAUUUCCUCGUAGUCUGGGGCGGCAGCUCAACCUGCGCCCACGUAGCAAAGCAACUCGCCCGUCUCGCAGGCCUCAAAAUCAUCUCCGUAGUCGACACGGCGAAGCAUGGACUCAGACUCUCAAACACCGACCACAUCCGCAGCGACCUGGUUGUCGAUUCGCACGAUCCGCAGCGAGCAAUACAGAUUAUCCGGGCUAGCACGGGUAACAGCGCACGCUUUGGCUUCGACACAAUCGGCAAGGAAACGGCUACGCACCUCCUUCAUAGCCUGGCGCAUCCAAGCGAGCAUGCUAAGCAUUUGGACCGCGCGGGGGCAAAACCCCCAACUCCACCGUCUACCCCGCUUGGGGAAAGCCCGCAGAUUACUCGCUCGCAUCUAGUGGGUAUGACCGGAUUGCCUAAAAAGGACGUGCCGGCUGGUGUGGCAUUGCAUAGUGUCCCUAUAAAGCUUUAUCAUGAGGUACCCGAGGUAGGUGAAGAGAUUAGUGCUUGGUGUGAGCGGCUGUUGAUCAAGGGUCUCUUGGUGCCGCCGGAUGUCGUGGGGGUUGUAAAGGGUCUGGGUGAGAUUAAUGAGGGACUGAAUAGAAUGCGGAGGAGAGAGAUUAGUGGAGGAAGAUUGGUAGCUGUGCUUGACUGA